AUGUCCUACAAACGAUCCCGCACGACAUACGAGGCAGAUCUCCAUGCGCCAUACGCAACAUUCGGCACUCCUCUGCCUGACGACUCCGAGACACGCGACGAUGGCUCCUACCUGCCGCUGUGGAAGCAGGAGGUGAGGGACGAGAGGGGGCGCAAACGCCUCCAUGGCGCCUUUACUGGUGGCUGGAGCGCAGGCUACUUCAACUCGGUCGGGUCCAAAGAAGGAUGGACGCCUUCAAGCUUCGUCUCGAGCCGCAGCAAUCGUCGCAAAGAUGACACGAAAACGGCGCCGCAGCAACGUGCCGAGGACUAUAUGGACGAAGAGGAUCUCGCCGAUGCUGCCGAAGCCCAGCAGCUCCAGACGUCGCAAGCCUUUGCUGGCCUCGGCGCGUCAACCCAGGGGCCCAAUGCUGGAGGUCUGAUGGGCUUGCUUAAGGCUGAAGGAGAUACCAUGGGUCUGAAACUUCUGCGAAAGAUGGGCUGGAAAGAUGGUCAAGGCAUUGGGCCCAAGGUGCGACGAAGUGCUCGACUCGACCUGGCAGGAACGGGACCUGGAGCUGGCGAUACACACCUUUUCGCACCCGAUAAUACCGACAUGAUACACUUUGUGCGCAAAGUUGACCGGAAAGGCCUAGGUCAUGACGGAGAGGCUAAACUUGCAGUGUUGGGUAACAGUCAAGUCACUGCUGCUGCGGAUGAGGAAGAGGCCGACGACGACCCGAUGGUUGGCAGGCUACGGAACACAUCACUGGACACUGUGGGUAAGAAUAAGCCCAAACCUGGACGGGGAGGCAUCGGAGUCGGAAUCCUCAACGACACAGGGUCCGAUGAAGAGGAUCCAUACGAGAUUGGGCCCAAGAUCCGAUACAACCGUGUUAUCGGAGGCGACAAGAAAAAGAAAAAGGCAAAGAAGGCUGUUGCUGCUGUCAACCCAGCCCUUCGGAAUGUGCCCGUAUUUCUCUCCAAAACAGCACGGGCGGGCAACAGCCUUGGUCGGUGCCACGAUGGCCGACUACCCUUGGAUGGCUUUGUUCUCGCCAAAAUUGUCGAGGACUUGACAGAGCUCUUGUCCCAAUAUGCUCCCCCUCCUGUUCCCUCAGGUUGGGUGUCGUCCAAGACACCGGCAGACGGAACCACUUCGUCUUCGUUUGUGUCUACAGCAGAUGCAGCCAAGGCGUCGACUCAUGACGCAAAGUCACGGGCGGCACUUCUGGGAGAGAAGAGCCUACCGGGCAAGUCCGUCUUCGAUUUCAUUUCCAGCACUGCUCGUGACCGACUUGCUACUGGAUCUGGGAAGACAAAUCUCCCUCCGGGUCUUGGCCAGGUCCCGGAAGGAUUUGCCAUGUCCGAGGAAGAGAAACAACAAGCCUUGUGGGACGAAGCCCCCAAACUGGACCGAGAAACAGCUGUGGCAGCAAUAUCCCGGGGUUCUUCAGGCCCGUACGCCGAUGACGAAGCCAAGAAGGCUCGAUACAGGACAUAUCUAGAGCACUUCGCAACUGGUACCCAUCCAUUGCCAUCUAAACCAAUGGGGAUGACUGGCGAUGAGUUUCUACGAGAGUUGGGAGAGUUUUACAACUGCUCAAGGAUCUUCAAACCCAUGACAGGAUUCAUGGCAUCGCGGUUCACCACUGCCAAGAAAGCUACGCCGAUAUCUACGAACGGGUCAGCGGAUACAGAGCUGCUCUCUAAGCCGGAACCGAAGCUGGCGGAUCCAGCAGAAGAGGCGGCCAAGGUGGGCAUGUAUGGUAAGCUGACGAGGACGGUCGAAGACUUUUAUCCGACGCGACUACUUUGCAAACGCUUCAACGUCAAGGCUCCCGCGCAUUCACAGCCAGAUAACGAUGCAGAGCCGAGCUCAAGGUCAAAGGCGCCGAAUGUCCAGCCGACGUGGAUGGAUCGAGAGGCGGAGAUGCGGCCACUUUCUAAGCCCAUGUCUGGGGAGAUGAAGGCAAUUGAAAGUGCCCCUCCGGUAGUACCAACGCCACCAACGGCGGAGGCUGAGGUCGGCAUCAAUCCCGACAAGAACGAAGCGGUAGAAGGGAAGGCAGCCCACGAUGAGGUGCUCCGGGCGAUUUUUGGAGAUACACAAUCCGCCACACUGUCUGGGUCGCAGGAAACUGGUAUUGGACCGUCCGUGUCCCUGGAGUUUGAGAAGAAGACGCCGUCUGCCACAUCCUCGUCGGCAUCGAGCAGCAUCCGGACUACGUCCAUCCGCCACCUCGACACCUCCGAUCCCGAUCCCCAGGUCCACAUCCUCCUGAGCCGCGACCAGUCCCCGCCGCCGCAGUAUCCCGCCUCCGAGGCGUCCACGUCCCGGCCCCCGCCGUUCUCGUCGCUCUUUUCCCAGUCCGACCACGCCCCCGAGCGCGUCGGCAAGUUUGUCGCUGUUGUCGUUGAAGGAGAGGCAUCUGGCUCCGCAGCCGCACCCGCAUACGAACCCUCUGCUCCACGAGAGUCUCGGCCCUUCGACCCGGACCACUCUGCCAGGGCUUUCCGCGACCCUGUCGCUGAGACCAAGCGCGCACUCCCCAGGGAUACCAAGGGGGAUUCUAGUCGCAAGGACGACGACGCCGAACCGCCGCCAGCAUACUCGGAGGGUGAUAGUCCCCUCCUCUCUUUCUCGUACCUGAUGGCUGCCGCCGGAGGAGCCUCGAGUAUUAUUACUCAGGUUCAACAAGCUGGACCGCCAGUUAAUACCAUCGGAGAUGUUGGAGCUGACGAAACCAUUGCCCUGGACCUACGGGGUACCCGAUUUUGCCUCUCCCGAGAUGAAUUGCUCACCUUGCCCGAGUUUGUGUUGCUCUCCCUAUUCCCCAACGGAUUGUUUCCCGAGGGACGUUCAGGCGGCUUCGCAGAUGGCGAUGUGGUGCAAGUAGACUAUGACCCAGCUUCGCUCCAGUACAUGCUCGACUUCUUCCGGGGUGUGGCCGAGUCUAUUCCUACAGAUUCUGGACCCAACUCCCCUCCAGAGGAGGACGUUGUGCCUCUCGGAGGUGCCCCUCGAGACGACGCCAAGCGCGCUGGUAUCAUUGUGCUCCGCGAGGACCUCGACUUCUACGCCAUUCCCCCUCGACCCGACAUUGACCAGAUCAACAUGAUCGAGGUAAAGCGCGCCGCUGCCCAAGCUCUGCAGCAGCAGGACGGCAUCUUCUCCGGCCUGAAACGCAGCGACGAGCCUGGCACGACCGAGGCUCAUCUUAUCGAGAUGCUGACAGCAGGAGGCUUUGACCAUGACGACACCUGGGGUCACCGUGCAGGUGAGCCCAACAAGGCCGUCAUCUGCAGUCUUGCACUUGCGCGCCUCCGCAGCGAUAUCCGCGGUAACGAGAUGGGCACCAAUGCCAUGGGUAUGGCCCAGAAGCUGCUGCUCUUCUGGCGCAAGCCUGCCCGGCGCUGCUGGUGGGAGGGCGUUGAGCUCGAGAACGUUGCGGGCGUGGAGGGCAAGCUCAAGGUCUGGAUCCGAAGGGUGUGGACGCUGGAGAUGAGCGUUAUCGGCCUGCGUUAAAAAGUCCGGUUGGGAGG
Ilyonectria robusta is the source of this 3524-nucleotide messenger RNA. RefSeq lists its product as uncharacterized. Lineage: Eukaryota; Fungi; Ascomycota; Sordariomycetes; Hypocreales; Nectriaceae. The coding region runs from base 1 to 3507 and encodes 1168 amino acids. The transcript has 7 exons. Gene Ontology annotation, biological process: mRNA processing. The record is from RefSeq and is a predicted model, not a curated record. Gene Ontology annotation, cellular component: nucleus. Gene Ontology annotation, molecular function: RNA binding.